AUCGGGGGCAACUGGGAGGAACGGGAAAAUGAGUGAGGAGAGAUCUGAGAAUAGGCCUUGAUGUACAGGUGUCCAUGGAAGGAAUCUUCUAGAGAAAAGGCCGCCCAAUACUUGACACAAUGAGGAGGGGGAGGCAGCUGCACUGAAAUGUCAGAGGCGUUUGCUCAGCUGACACCAGUUGCUGAAAACAGAAACACUACGGCCCCGUCAUAAAUCCCCCUCAGCCCCUCACAGGUCUUAAUAUAGACACGGCAUCAUCUGAAGUCCAGCUGAGUCCCAGCACCAUCUCUCCUGGUUGGGAGUUCUACUGCCCAUUGCCUGCCCAUUGCCUACACUCUCACUCCUCGCUUGGUCCUUGUGCCAAUACAAAGCCUAUAAUGUCCCAGGGUUCCGACCAAGAGGAGCAAUUUGAGGACAUCGAUGAGGAUGAAAUCUUGGCCAAUUUGUCCCCAGAGGAACUGCGGGAGCUGCAGAAUGAGAUUGAAGUGCUAGCUCCGGAUCCAGAGGUGCCAGUGGGCAUGAUACAGAGAGACCAGACAGAGAAAGCUCCGACGGGUCAAUUUGAUCAUAGAUCCCUGAUUGAUUAUCUGCACUGGGAGAAGGAAUCCAAGCGAAUGCUGGAAGAGGAGAGGGUUCCAGUGACUCUGCUGCCAUCUGAGAGAAACUUUCUGAGAUCUGAGACGGAGGAAGCCUGCAACCAAAAAAAAGAUGAAGAAGCAGCUGUGGAUUUACCCAAAACCCUUCCAGAUUAUAAAGACAAUGCAGUGGAAAAUCACAUCAUUGACACAGAAGAGAAAUGUAUAGAAAAUAAUGAUAAGCCAGAGACGCCAUCACAUGACAACUCUGAUGCAGAUUCAGAAAAAGCCACCGGAAAUGAAGAUAUAAAAGCCAUCAAGAAUGAAGAUAUAAAAGCCACCGAGCAUGAAGAUAUAAAAGCCAUCAAGAACAAAGACAUAAAAGCCACCGAGAAUGAAGAUAUAAAAGCCACCGAAAAUGAAGAUAUAAAAGCCAUCGAGAAUGAAAAUAUGGUGGAAAACUGCAGCAGCCAACCAGAAUGUGACGCAAAUAAACCAACUCCUGAAGUUGUGGAAAACGAGAAACCCAAAGAAGAAAUUAGCAACAGCGUUCAGGCAACCAAUGACAUUUCUGAUCCGGUUGAAAAAUAUCCAGAAAAUAAGCCAAACGGAAAAGUGGGCAAAUUAAACCUACCCAAGAAAUUGACCCUUGACAGCAGCUUCAUAAAGAUGAGCGCAAGGCCUUCUGGGAACCAAACCAACCUGGACAGAACACUGCAGAGUAUUCGAGAGAACAACGCAGAUGUGAAAGAAGUAAACUUGAAUAAUAUAGAGAAUAUUCCCAAAGAGAUGCUGGCUGAUUAUGUAAAUGCCAUGAAGAAAAACAAAUACGUGAAAGUAUUCAGUAUGGCCAACGUGGGCGUCGAUGAUAAUGUGGCUUUUACCAUCGCCAACAUGUUACGUGAAAACAGAAGCAUCGUCACCCUAAACAUCGAAUCCAACUUUAUCUCUGGGAAAGGGAUUGUAGCCAUCAUGAGAUGUCUCCAGUUUAAUGAGUACCUGACCGAGCUGAGGUUCCACAAUCAGAGACACAUGCUGGGUCAUCAUGCUGAGAUGGAGAUAUCAAGGCUGCUCAAGGCCAACAACACCUUACUAAAAAUCGGAUACCACUUUGAGUUGCCUGGUCCAAGGAUGGUUGUUACCAAUUUGCUCAGCCGGAAUUUAGAUAAGCAAAGGCAGAAGAGGAAAGAAGAGCAGAAGCAGCAGCAGGUCAAUGAGCAAGACGAGCUUAUGGCCGCACUAGAGAAUGCAUUAGAACUGGGCAUCCCUAGGGAACUUUUAGAGAUGUUGGAUAGAUCUCUUCCAAACUCUAGACUGCAAGAGGUACCAGAGGAAACGCCACCACCUCCUUUGUCACAACAGAACCCAAACAGACAAAUUAAAGACAAGCCUAAACAAGUCCCAGAGACCCAACAUAACCCUGAGCCUCCUCCAUUCCAAGAGGUAAAGCUCAAGAGGUUUCAACCCAAAUCCAUCGCCCAAAAGCUAUUAGAAGAGGCAGAUAAAUCCUGUGUCAUAAAUAGGAUCCAGCUGAAGAGAACAAGGCCAAAAGCAAGUACAUUGGAAAAUACUCAGCCAUCCGAGAAAACCAAUCUCAAGGAUGUAAUAAAGACUCUUAAGCCAGUCCCACGAAACCGACCACCUGCCCUUGUACAGCUGACACCCAGAGAUGAGCUUUUAAGCGAUAUUCGCCAGAGUAACGUUGCCUACCUUAAAUCGGUACCUUUACCCAAGGAGCUGGAGUAAGAUGCGGAGAGAAUGAACUACAAGGUGGAUUUUGAAUAUUAGACUGUACAAAGUUUAUUUUUGAAAAUAAGUUCUAAGGAGAAUGGAGAAACUGAAGAGCAGUUGGGCCAGAUCAACACAGCACACUGGGGAUGGAUGGGAUGGAAAGGUUCUGCACUGGAGACAGAUGAUGUAGUAUUUUGUAGUGCAAAUGGAAAAUGCAUCCUGCUGGGUUACAUGAUUAAAGUUCAUAAAUGAUAGAAGAAAGUCGGCCUACAUACAUAAGGAACAUACCUCGAGCUAUUUGACUAUUAUCAGCUCGAUCUGUAAUUGUGUAUUUACUAGAAUAAGGCUUCCAUCCGUCCCCAUUUCCCAGGGACGGGCCCUGUUUAAGGACCUCGGUCCCCGGGAAAAAUGUCCCCGUUCUCUUGAAGUCUGUCUAAAGAGCACUAUUUUGGUGUGCAGAAAGUUGGCAGCGCAUUUAUAAUUCUGCCAUUUCCGUGAACAUUAAACAUGACAUGGAACCCGACCCGUUUGUUGCAGUAUACAGUAGGUCUAUACAUCAACCAAUACAGAUAUCCUAUUUAUCCAACUGCGAAAGUCUUACGUGAAAGAGAUUGUUUUUAUAUUAGUGAGAAUUAAUGAAGCGCAAUAAAAAUAUAUAUAUAUAUUUCUCA
This is a messenger RNA of Xenopus laevis (African clawed frog), 2977 nucleotides long. It is a transcript of the gene lmod3.S, whose product is annotated as leiomodin-3. The transcript is spliced from 3 exons. NCBI's taxonomy places the organism in Eukaryota, Metazoa, Chordata, Amphibia, Anura, Pipidae. Gene Ontology annotation, cellular component: M band; cytoskeleton; myofibril. Gene Ontology annotation, biological process: muscle contraction; myofibril assembly; actin filament organization. Bases 378 to 2321 code for a protein of 647 amino acids. The record is from RefSeq and is a predicted model, not a curated record. Gene Ontology annotation, molecular function: tropomyosin binding; actin binding.